AUUACUGUUAGUGAUGGAAUCUUUGACGGCGUUAUUCUGCGUGUAAAAGGAAAGAAAAUUCGAACAAGGUUAACACUUUUCCUCAGAAUAGCAUUAACCCCUUGAAAUUAGAGCAUUCUUCUCUUUCGGCAGUUGACGUCCUUUAACUUAAUCUUGAAAUUAAAUUGCGUCACUCAUAGAAAAUCACAAGUUUAGGAAGAAAGGUUACAAGAAGGCAACAGAAGGCAUCAAUUCCAACUCAGCUACUCAGCUGAUCCGCGCGAUCCAAAUUCUUUGUCAAAAGUGAGGUUAUGUUUCCUUGAGCGAUCCGUUGAAUUGUUGAGUAUUUAUGUUUGCGGUGGGUGAAAUCAGGAAAUUAGAGUGCGAUUAGUAUUAGUGGCGAGGGAAUAAUUUCGGUGUGUUGAGUGGAACAUGUUUGAUGUGCCCGAGUCGAGGGCGGAGGCGGGGGCGCCUCGACGCUAGUCGACGGCGUGGGAAGCCUAACCUAAAAGGCUAAAAGGAUGGACGGGCGGGCGGGGAACUGCUGGGUGCGGAAGGUGAUGGAAGUGGUGGUGUUCGUCAAGUUCGUCAUGGCGGUGGCCGCCCUCGGGGGGAAGUACGCGCGGGAGGCCGAGCUCCUCAAAUUCAAGGACCCCCCGAAGAAGGGCGGGACGACCAAAGGCGGGGGUGGGGGCACGAUCCCGCGGGAAAACCUCCUCUACGCCAUCCUGGCCCUCGACGGGCUCAUCGUCCUCCUGCUCCUGCUCCUCUUCUGCAAGCCCAUCACCCGCAACAAAAACCCGCUCAACUGCAUGCUCUUGACCGUCGUCUGCUUUCUCUCGGCCUUCGUCGCCUUCUUGGUCACCCUUUAUCUGCCCAUCAUGGACACCAUCAUCGGCUACUGCGCCGCCAUCUUCGCCAGCGUCUUCGUCAUCUUCUACGCCUCCAUCUGCCAGGACCGGGACGUCACCACCUGGUACAUGUCCUUCUUCACCAUUGUUUUGUGUUUCGGCGUAGCUGCGGCCAUGCUCUAUUUCGCCUACGCCUCCGACCCCGAGUUCACCUACGACACGCCGACCGCCCUCAGGCUCUCCGGCUUGAUUCCCAACUUCCUCAUGGUCGUCACCAUCCCCUUUCUCCUACCCUUCCUCUCCUGUCGUCGCGAGGGUAUGUGCGGGGAGGUUAUCGAGGCUGCACUCUAUAUUCUCUACCCCUGGCUCAUCCUCUACGAUCCCUUCACCAGAGCCACGGAUUGGUCGCGACCCUGCUGCACGGAAGUGUUGGUGAUCUGCUGGGACGACAUGCCCGAGGGCGAGUACAGACGCAGCGACAGCGGCCACGGGACCAGCGCCGACGUCGGCACCGCCUCGCGAACGCAAAUCCUCGCAAAAUAACCGCGGCCCAACUGAUCAACGCGUAUAAUCACGAGGAAAACGCUGAAACGAAAGUGAGUCACCGCAAGUUGAGGGCUCAGACCUCUCCCCCACGUUGAGAAACAUGGCCGACGGCAUUUGAAACUGGUUCACUUAACAACGCUCACUCCGUCGCCGGAUCGACUUAAAAAAACAUACUUUUAAACUUCAAGCCCCUCGUGGAAAAAAUCAAAUUGUUGAUUUAACAAUUCAAUUGCUAAAAAAAAGUGACUGCAAUGUUUCAAUGUAGAUUUUACAACGAAAAAAAUGCUAAUACUUUAACCACCUCCGUGAUUAAAUUAGCUGACAAGGGUGGUUAAAGUAGCAUCCUUUUGUUGUGAAAUCUACGUUAAACCGUUGCAGUCACUCUUUUAGCGAUUGAAUUGUUAAAUCAGACAUUUCAUUUUUUCCGUGCUGGUAGCAACACUUAUGGAGGGAAACUUUAAAAAAGUUCUAAAUCUUACUAGGAUAAAUCUUAAAAGAAGUUAAUUUUAACAGGUUUUUCUAAAGUUUAUAGAUCGGGUUUGUUGCACUAGUCAUCCUAGACGGAUCUAGGGAGAGGCGUAGAGGGUCUCCCCCGAUCGCCCGAAAAAAAGGAUGAAGAAAUAGAGAAGGAAGAAAAAGGAGGGAAUAUAGGAGAGAAAAAUAACAGACGCUUACAUUUGGAAAUUAUUCACGUCAAAAUUGAGUCAAACUGAGAUUGGAUGUUUCGAAAAUUCAAAAAUUUUCUAGGGGAGGCCCCCGGACCCACUUUUACCCCCCCCCUUCCUCCACGGGGAUCCGCCUAUGCAUGAAAUCGUAUUUUUUUGGUCUAAAUUUACAAAUCAACAAAAAAUAGUAAGACGUGCUCAAUCGCUCAGUUUUACGUCCAAUAUCAACGAAGAUAUCGACCUUCGAAACAUACCCGCGUAUGACGUUAUCCACCGCGCAUAAAGAAUGCCAUGGUUUCUUGUACCUUGAAUUCGUCAAGUAGUGAUACAUACUCGCAUUUGCGCUUAUUGCUGGAUUUUAAACACGGAUGAAACCAAGGUAGAAAAAACCAUGGUAUACACUGCUUUGCUGAAGAGGAACCC
Messenger RNA from Bemisia tabaci, 2464 nucleotides. RefSeq lists its product as uncharacterized. The record is from RefSeq and is a predicted model, not a curated record. Lineage: Eukaryota; Metazoa; Arthropoda; Insecta; Hemiptera; Aleyrodidae.